Ilex paraguariensis (yerba mate) is the source of this 570-nucleotide messenger RNA. Lineage: Eukaryota; Viridiplantae; Streptophyta; Magnoliopsida; Aquifoliales; Aquifoliaceae. The record is from the annotation of a GenBank genome assembly.
AUGAGCCAACAACCAACCAGUACGAUUUCGGGUUCAUGGGUUUCAAAUAUUCAUGCCUACUUUAACCUUCCCAAUCCAAAAAUCUUCACACUCUUCAUCAUCAGCAGCACUGCCACUUUCUCACUAGGUGUCACCAUGAUCGUCGAAUGGACUUACCAUGGUCGAUACCACCCGGGAUACGAUUGGAUUGUUUGCUAUGCUCCGGUGAUGAUUGCUCUCCCCGUCCUCUCCUGGAUGAUAUGUCUUUCCUUCGCCUUUGCUUUCAACAAGGGUCAGGUUAAAUUGUUGUUACCGGUCACCGAUCAGUCACAGUUGGAACAACCACAAGAUGAGGUGAUGCAACAACUACCACUGGCAUUGCAUUAUCAGCAACCUGGGGUGGUGCAAGUCCAACCUGUUCAUGAUCACACAUCUGAUUCGAACUUAAGACGUAAGGGAAUAAAUAUAGAAUGUCUGACUGUGGAAACUGAUAAUAAGGAUGACACAGAGACUCUGAAAAGAUCAUGUUCUUUGCCAGUAUAUAGCACUCCAAUUGACAACAGCAAGAUUAAGCGUACAUCAAGUUUUUGA